Molecule: messenger RNA, 3295 nt
Organism: Anas platyrhynchos (mallard)
Lineage: Eukaryota; Metazoa; Chordata; Aves; Anseriformes; Anatidae
Gene: CCDC60
Product: coiled-coil domain containing 60
Source: RefSeq, a predicted model, not a curated record
UUUCCGUGAGGUGGAGCUCUUCAGAGGGGUGCGUUGGGUGCUCCCCAGGAGGCAGGUUGGGUUUUGGGGUCCCCUGAGGGUCAGGGUUCGUUCCGCAGGGUGAGGGGGAGUGAGGGGUAAAGGGGUGUUAGUCGAUGGCUGCUGCGGGGUUACACCUCAGGAGGAUAAGCAGAAAGCUUGCUUGGAGGUUUGGGCAGCAGGUGUUUGUUUUCAUGACUGGAAAAGUGGAAUUAUCGAUAGCAUAGGGAGGUAAAACACAGCGAUCCCCCUUCAGGAGCAAUGCCAGCACCAGGUGCGCCUCAGAGCAGCAAAGUUGAGGCACCUGUGGCCACCAGCACAGGUAAAAGUGGCAGGCCCAAGGCACCUUUGUUGCCAGACUCUGCUAAAACCGGUGGGGUUAAGGUGCUGGCAGCCACUAGGGUGUUGAACCCUCAGGAUUUUGUGCGCGUUCAGGCUUUGCCUGGCGUUGCUCAGAAGGAAGGGAAGGUCUUGGCCAGAAGCAGGACGAUUUACAGAAGCAGUGAGCCUUCAAGAAAACAAGUGUUCUGGGAAAACUACCACAGGAGGCAAAAGCAAUUCACGCAGGGACACUUCACCCCCAUGGGGAAGCCAUACCGGGAGCUUGGUGAGAUUCUAUACACAGACCCAAAGAAACUCACCCUCUACUCCUUGGGACAGCUCGUGCAGGAACCAGCAAAAAAAGAUGUGCAGGAAAGACCACACAAAGAAGUAGCUAAGGUUCCUACUAAUGAGUACUCUUUCAAUCCGAAGUCUGACCCACCAGAAUCAGUGAAGAGACUCACCUCAUUUAGAGAAACAGGAAAGGAGCUGAAGACUCUUAAUAAAGCUUUAGCUCAGUCAAGGCAUCAUGUCAGCGCUGUGAAGCAAGGUGGAGCAUAUUUCCAUAUACUUCACCAAGAAUCACUGGAGAGGAAGAACACACUGAACAAACAGGCUCAGGGCACAAGAUGGGAAACUGAUUUCCAGCCACCCACACAUUUCUCGGAUCCAGAGGAGUCAGAGGAAGAAACAAGCACCUGUUCUCUAACAGAAAGCAACUACUUGAAGAAGUCAGGGAAGAAGAAAAAAAAGAUGACCUUACGGUCUUUCACUCCUGCUUAUACCAGUGUCCUGAUUCCAAGACCCUCUGAAGCAAAAAGUGAACAUCUUUUCCGACAGCUGUGUGCCAUACACUGGCUUUUGGAAGCUUUGACCCUUGAAUCCAACAAUUCGAUGCAUUCCAUAUUAACCUGCUGGAAUCCAAUGGACCCUGGUGGCUGUAAAAAAACAGUGAAAGAAAUGGAAGAGGAAAAGUUAGUAGCAUUCAUGUGGGAGCUCUUUGUUACAAAUACAAAGAAAUACAUGCGGAAAGCACGACACUGUCCACUUUUCAGGAAGACAAACAAGAUAUUUACUCCAGUCAUCUCUCAGCUUAGUAGUCAGUCUUUUUAUGGUCAAACCCCUCAGGGUAGUGUAAAUUCCCUUGUGCUUUACUCUGAAGACAAUGUCAACACGAAUGGAGCUUUGUCUGAUGUUAUGAGUGAGUCAGUGCAAACUAAGGAACAACAUCAUCUUUUUCCCCCCCUGCAGAAGCUGAUCCAGAUACCACAUGGCUACAUGUCAAAAGAUGUCCCUGAACAAGAAGAUAUGGUUGAGAAGACUGGACUGCAGAGCUGCCGUAUCAGCUCUUUCAUUAAGAGAAAAUCUAAUUUGCGGGCUGAUACGAGGCAAAAGUUUGCAGAAGUACGUGAAGAAGCAGCUUGUUGUUUACAUGACACCCUAGAGAGCCUUGAGAGGAACCAGGAAGAGCGAUGCUCUCUAAAAUACCUAGCUUUGAAACAAUUGAAGUAUUUUAAAAAAGACAUGGAAAGACUAAGAAAGCUGGACGUAAGAGCUGAAAGAGAACAUGUUGAAGAUGAAAUAAAAUGGUUUCCUGUAUUGCUGGCCAGACUCCCAGAGUCUGUGAAGAAUGACCAUUACGUGAAGAAAAUCUUAAAGAAACUGGAAAAAUUUGGCAUGAUUCCUGAUUUAAAAAUUCAUCAUGACACCUUUCUUAGGGCUUUGACUGAUCUACAGGUGUGGGAACUAUGUUCUCCAGAAAUUGCUGCAGCUGUGGAGUUUGUACGUGAAAGUAUUGUGGAGAUGCCAGAAGAGGAUUUCAGUGAGUGGUUUCGGACAAGAGUAGCCCCUCUCAGUGCACAGGCCUCUGCCUUUUAAUCAAAUGGCCAGAUGAGUGUGUUUUCCAGUUACAACUGUCUGGAUUCAAGCAGAAAACCUACUGUCUGUUGAGAGUUGCCUCAAGGAAGGCUGGGGAACAAAUUAACUUCAGGGAAGUCCUAUUGACCACUCUUGCACACCCUGUACAGUGCUCUGCUGGCUGAGGUCAGCCACAGAAAAUAAAAGCUCAACACUGUUGCUCCUUCCUGUAUGAUGUCUUGGACUCACCACCAAACUUUAAUCUCAACGAACUUUUUAGGAUGAAGACUGAAGUUCCUAAUCACAGGCCAGGUGGCUUCUUCAAACAUUUCUCCAACAUAUAUAGCAAGCAUCUCCUCAUUACAGAUAUACCAGUUGUCAUAUCUAAAGCAUUGUCUCUGAUUGCUCUACAUUUUACCUACCAUUUACAAAACAUAACCCAAACAUAGGGAGGUUGUAAGCUUUGAGAUGAUUGGGUUUUGCUCAAAUUAUUUUCUGAAAUCUGGAUGUUUUAUUUUUCCAUUGAGUUUAUUUUGUAGUUACUCUGCGAUUAUGGCUUAAUUUCUUGCAUUAUUAAAAUCACUAUUGAAAAAUCAGGCAUCCUUAGGUGCAUUUUCCAAGUUCUUACCUGAAGAUGUGCUUUCUGCUCAUUACUUUACCAUAUAUUUUCCAUUACUCUGCUGGGUAAGACAGUAGAAUGGCACCACUGAACUUGGAGACAGUGGUAAUUCAGGAGCUCUGUGAAUCUUUUUGGGCUUAACCAUCUAUUUUGUGAUGGGUCACAGUUGCUGCGUAAUGGAAUCAAUGACCUUCUAAACUGAUGAUCUUAAUGAGCUGCCUACCUGCCUGUCAAUGCUUCCCGAAGGCCCAUUUGCCAGAAAGGCUGUUAAUCCUUCAGCUGCAAUAAGGAAAAACACUGCCAACUCAGGAGUCAGGUGAGUAUAGUGACCAGUGAUGUGUAACAUGUUAUUGAUUACCAACCUUUUUUUGUUCCCUUCCUUGUUCUCAUAACAAGAGGUGAAUCUUUUUCAAGGAAAAGAACCAAAAUCACAAUUUUCUUUAACUUAAAGCCAUCAUAAAAAGUGAUCCUUAAAAGUUU